Messenger RNA from Enterobius vermicularis (human pinworm), 681 nucleotides. Lineage: Eukaryota; Metazoa; Nematoda; Chromadorea; Rhabditida; Oxyuridae. The record is from the annotation of a GenBank genome assembly.
AUGGUUUAUGUUAAAAAGAUUGUAUUUAGAGCGGCAUCUUGGGUGGUUGAGCAUCUAACGCCGGCAAGAAUGGUUUACGAUCCAUCGGUGGACCGUUCCAAAUGUGUCUUCAUCGAAGACAAAUCAAUGCACCCGUAUUUUCGUUCAACUAAUGAAGAUUACCUGGCAAAUUCCGGUUUUGAUCGGGGCCAUUUGGCGGCUGCUGGCAAUCAUCGCAGAACGCAAAACGCAGUCAACCAAACCUUCUUGCUUAGCAACAUAUCUCCACAAGUUGGUAAAGGGUUCAACAGGGACAAGUGGAAUGAGUUGGAAAAACGUAUCAGGAAGCUUGCGCGAAAAAGUGAGAAUGUUUAUGUUUGCUCCGGUCCUCUGUAUUUACCUCGGAUGGAAAAGGAUGGGAACUUGUAUGUUAAAUACAGAGUUAUUGGUAAAAAUAAAGUUGCUGUACCUACUCACUUCUUCAAGGUUGCGUUGAUCGAGUUCUCGCCUGGGAAGUUUGAUUUAGAAGCCUACGUGCUACCAAAUGAGGUCAUUCCUGACUCAACUCCUUUGAGUGCAUUUUUCAUGGCUCCAGAAGCCAUAGAAAGGUCUGCAGGUUUCCUGAUAUUUGACAAGCUCCCAAAAGAAAAACUUCGUUAUGUAAAUAGCCAAUCAGCAAACUGCUACAUCAAACUGAAAUAA